AUGACAAGAUUGGGACUCUCAUGCUUGGUGUUCCUGCCAGACAAUUUUCACCCAGGGCAACUCAAGAAUUUCAACCCUACGCUCCGGCCUACUCGGAAUUCCAAGCCCAAGGAGCCCAUUGACAUACCAGCCGGUGCAAAAACGUCCAGGGCAAUGAAAUUUUCACUAGAACUUGAAAAAAAUCCAUAA
This is a messenger RNA of Puccinia triticina, 189 nucleotides long. RefSeq lists its product as uncharacterized. The transcript has 2 exons. The record is from RefSeq and is a predicted model, not a curated record. Lineage: Eukaryota; Fungi; Basidiomycota; Pucciniomycetes; Pucciniales; Pucciniaceae. Bases 1 to 189 code for a protein of 62 amino acids.